AUGUGGACGUCCGUUUUGAGCAACUCCCAAGGCAUAAAUACUGUACUACAUAUUUUACCACCGUCUCAUCGUACGGCAGUUCGAAUGGACGAUUUUCAAGUAUUUCAAGACAUGAUUGAUCUUGCUGGACCAGCCUAUUUUUUCGACAUUCCACAAGUGAAUAAAGUGCGACUUUAUUCAUUAUUAGAAUUUUAUUCCAAAUGGAAAACGAUUGGCUAUGGAAAACUAUACAAUGAUUUUUGUAUUUAUGGUCAAUCACUUUUUAAUUUAGAAAUGGACAACGUUCCAUCGUUUCAAUUACUGUUUUGGCCAUCUGAUAUGCAACCGUUUCUUGAUCGUCUAAAACAGAAUCGUCCGCAUUUGUACGAUAAAAUCCAGCAUAACUGUUCAAUGCAUUUGAUACCAAAAUGGUCGGAAAAAACGCCAGAAAUCGAUCAAGAUGUCGAAUUUCGUUAUUCCUAUUCGUCAAUUGAAAUCUUUUUGGCCAAACAACGUACACCAAAUGAAAGAAUAUUAACGGGUGUUGCAAGAUCAAUUUAUUACGCUUAUUUAAAGUUGGUUCCAUCACUGGAGGAUCCAACGAAAGCAAUUCAAAGCUGCCGUCUUACUUGUAAAGACAACUGUACUUUGGAUGUGCGAAUCGAUGGAUCUGAAUGA
Didymodactylos carnosus is the source of this 657-nucleotide messenger RNA. The record is from the annotation of a GenBank genome assembly. Lineage: Eukaryota; Metazoa; Rotifera; Eurotatoria; Philodinida; Philodinidae.